AUGGAUACAAUAGACAACAUCACCAAGUCGUUGGAAGAAGUGAAGGAGUCAACUAUGAAUGGUGUGUGGAAAAAUAUAUGGCCAGAGUGUGCCAACGAUUUUACAGGGUUCCCCGAAGCAGAAAGUGCUGGGGAAGUUCACCAAGACAUUAUGUUUGCAGUAGCGCUGCAGUUCGAAGUCUACCAAGAAGAUCAGAUGAAGAGCCCUCAAGAUGGUAUCCUUCAGAACAACUCCUGUUUAGAAGAGGAAGGAAGCAGUUUGGAAGAAGAGUCCUCUGAUCCAAAACUAGAGUUUGAGAUCGACGAGACAGGAGUCUCUUCUAAUGUAAAAAAUAGUACAUUCCAAAACAAUAAGAAAUCCAAACUUUUAAAAGGAGUGAUUUUUACUUUAUCUUCCACCAUAUUUUUCUCUUUAAAUGCUGUUAUUGUGAGACAUUUACAGAAUGUACAUCCAGGAGAAAAGGCCUUUUUUCGUUUUCUUGGAAUUCAUAUCUUUAGUUUACCGUUACUAAUACACUCUAAACAAGAACCGUUUGUUCGAAGGGAUGUCAGACUUAUGGUGUUUCUUCACGGAAUAUUUGGAUCACUUGCUUUAUUUUUGAGGUUUUAUGCUUAUCAUUUCCUUCCCAUCGCGGAUGUUUCAGUGAUCGAGUUGAGUGAUCCGAUCUUCGUGGCCAUUUUUGCAAGGAUCUUUCUAAAUGAACCUUGUGGUUGGUUUCAAAGUAUUUUGAUAGUUUUCACCAUUUUUGGAAUUACAUUAAUGACUAAGUUACCACUCCAGUUUCUACAAAGUGAAGAAUCUAUCGAUGUUUCAACUGGAGUACGUAUUUUUGGUAUUGCUAUGGCUUUAGGAUCUAGAAUAUUUGCCUCUUUAGUAUAUAUAGUUAUUCGUAAGGUUAAAGAUGUUCAUCAUUCAGUUAUUUUGUUCAGUUAUGGAUGGGUAGGUGUUAUAGUUUGUACAGUUGGUACACUUGUGUUUGGAGGAUUUUCUUCUAUCUCAUGUGGCCUUGAUCAGUGGCUUAUUCUCGGAUUGGGGUUUCUUAGUUUUAUCGUACAAAUUCUAUUCACAAAGGCACUUCAAUCUGAGCAGGCUAUCCUAGUUUCUGUUCUUCGAAGUAGCGGUUCCAUUUUCUUUGCUUACUUGUUGCAAUUGCUACUCUUCAGAGAAAUCCCAGAUGUCUGGAGUACUGGAGGUGCAGUUGUGAUUUGUACUUGUUUUUUCCUGACUACUGCACGCAAAUAUUUCUUGUCACUCCCUUUAGAUUCCCCCAUCAGGCAGCUUCUCAGAAAACGUGUUCCAAAACCUUGA
Messenger RNA from Limulus polyphemus (Atlantic horseshoe crab), 1308 nucleotides. RefSeq names its product solute carrier family 35 member G1-like. Lineage: Eukaryota; Metazoa; Arthropoda; Merostomata; Xiphosura; Limulidae. The transcript is spliced from 2 exons. The record is from RefSeq and is a predicted model, not a curated record. The coding region runs from base 1 to 1308 and encodes 435 amino acids. Gene Ontology annotation, cellular component: membrane.